This is a messenger RNA of Bufo bufo (common toad), 1221 nucleotides long. RefSeq names its product dehydrogenase/reductase 13 (gene DHRS13). Bases 70 to 1017 code for a protein of 315 amino acids. NCBI's taxonomy places the organism in Eukaryota, Metazoa, Chordata, Amphibia, Anura, Bufonidae. The record is from RefSeq and is a predicted model, not a curated record. The transcript is spliced from 5 exons.
GCUGCAGAGCUGUAAUCAGAUAAACGCGGAUUGUAUGUAGGGAUAGCACGGCAGGCAGGAGCAGGAGCCAUGGCCGCGGUGCUGCUGCUGUCCGUGGGGAUAGUCCUAGGGCUCUAUGUGCUCAUCUACUACAACUUCAUCAAAGGGCGGCAGUGCACGAGUGACGUCAGUCUGCAGGGGAAGACUGUCAUAGUGACAGGAGCAAAUGUUGGAAUCGGCAGAAUGACCGCUCUAGACAUGGCCAAGCGGGGAGCUCGGGUCAUUUUGGCUUGUCGCGUGAAAGAAACGGGAGAAGCUGCUGCGUAUGACAUACGUACACUAUCUGGAAACAGUCAGGUGCUCUUCAUGAAGCUGGAUCUGGCCUCCGUUGCCUCAAUUAGGUCAUUCUGCAAGACGUUUCUGAGCAGUGAACCUCGCCUGGACAUACUUAUUAACAACGCAGGCCUCGAAAGUAAAGGCAAGACUGAAGACGGCUUCAAUAUGGUCUUUGGAGUCAAUCACUUGGGUCACUUUCUGCUGACGCUCUUGCUUCUGGAUCGUCUCAAGCAGUGUAGCCCCAGCCGUGUUGUGGUUCUCGCCUCCAGUGCUCACAAAAGGGGAAAAAUUGACUUCAAGAAUCUGAAUCCGGCUGGAGAAACUUGGAUGGAAAUUCUCCAGGCGUAUUGUGACAGUAAACUCGCCAAUGUCCUGUUUGCCCGUGAGCUAGCCAACAGAUUACAAGGCACUGAUGUGACUUGUUAUGCUGUUCACCCAGGUGUGGUGCGCACAAAUUUAGCCCGCAGUUUUCCACGCUGGCUUCAGAUCCUGGUGUACCCCUUUGUGUGGCUCCUACUCAAGACCUCUAUGGAUGGAGCGCAGACUUCCAUUUACUGUGCUGUCCAAGAGGAGAUUGAAAUGUACAGCGGCCGCUACUUUGCUGACUGCAGGGUGCAACAGGUCCAGCCCCACGCACGAGAUGACGCAGUAGCCAAGAAACUGUGGGAAGUUAGUGAAGAUCUCCUUGGAUUAAGCAAAUAAAGGUUCCAACAUCCAGUAUUUAACCAGCAGGCAGCAAAUGUGACUGGCGCCUAUGCAGAAUCCGAGGUCUCUCCUUUACUUCCCAUACAAGCACUUUACAAGUGACGCAUGGCAGACGCCGGAUUACGUAGUCCAUGCCGCAUUCUUGUAUAGAACUUGUAUGAGACCAGUACACUGCACACAAGUGAAAAAGCGCCUUUAGGC